AGCCGAGUUCUCCACCAGUGCACUACUAUUGCCAAUGAUAGCGCACUUCUUUCACUCACUAGGUCCACCGUCUGCACGUGUCUGUCAUCGGAAGUGGAUAUGGCAGCGAACCGGGUCGGGAGAAGAUGUAACAACAAAGUCCAUUCCCCGAGUAGGGGUCCAGGUAGGGACCCGGGGCUUAGCUUGCAGAAGAGGCAAGCACGGGUCACGGUAAAGUACAACAGAAAGGAGCUCCAAAGGCGCUUGGAUGUGGAGAAGUGGAUUGACUGUAGUCUGGACGAGCUCUAUUUGGGCAGGGAGGAGGAGAUGCCGGAGGAGGUGAACAUUGACGAGCUGUUAGACCUGAAGAGUGAUGAGGAGAGAACUCACAGGCUGCAGGAAAUGUUUCACACCUGCAAUAACACAGAGGUUUUCAUCAAGGAACUGGUGUUGAAACUCCAUGGGCUGCAGAAACAGGAGGACCUCCACAACGAUGGCAUCGAACAACCCCAGCUACACAUCUUCCCCAACCGGCAAAACUCUGCAGACCGAGAGGUGAUCUGAAGGCCCUGUUAUGUUACCCUUCAACCCCAGAACCCAGCACCCUACUCCCCAUUCCCCAGCCCCAGCCCGAUGACAUGGACCUCAUCUGAAAAACAUGGAGUCGUGCGGGUCUUUACACUGUGCUCUACACACUGUCAAAUACACAUUAAACAGCUAGCCAAAUCUGACAACUUAUCACAAACAUUGCAAACACCUUAUCUUCUGUCCGCACGCACACACACACAACCACAAUGCACAGGCCGUCCCUGCAACAUUUGUACCUCUACAAUGUCAAAUGAAUUAUGUUUUAUUUUUGUUAACUCAUAAAGUGUCAGAAAUGUGUGAAACAUGCUGCUCUCUGUUGGGUCGCUACCGCUACUUGUGUUCUGUUUCCUCUAAUAGUUCAACUGUUCUCUCUUAUUUUUUCAAGUACAUUGUAUAAUGCUUUUAUUGGAAAACCCAUUAAGGUAUCGACUGUUGGUCUGUGUCUUAUGUUGUGAGAUGCACCUCUGAUUCUGUUUAGCUCACAAACCAGAACCAAAGAGUCCAGCAACAUACUGUAGAUACCAAUGUCAGUCUGAAGGUAAUAAAGACUCCUACAGAGCUUUCAUAUACACAAAUGGGUUAGUCAACGGUACCUAGCUACAAGCAGGCCUGCCAUAUUUUCAAACUGUGCAUCCAGUAACAUAAGAGACAAUAGUUAAUGGGGUCAACUGAAUAUAUAUUAAAAAGGGGAGUAGUAUUGUGUUGUGAUAUUCCUGAUGAUUUUAAUGACCGUAUACAUAACGCUACAAAGGAUAUUUUUUAUGAAGACCAAGCAGUGUUGCUUGGUAGGUUGUCAACUGCCACUCACAAAGCCUGUUCAGGCUAGCUAUUAAGGCUAUUUUAAGAUAACAUUUAUGCUGUCAGGAAUACCAGGUAAUUUAUUUCUUACCAAAGUGUUUAUAUCUAUAGAUGGAGUGCUGAGGAUCUUCAGUCAGCUAAAGGAUAGGAACCAAACUGCUUUACUGUGCUCCUAUGUGCCACCUCAGGUACACAAUGUUUCCUAAUGUCGUUUUUCUUACAUGAUUUUCAACACGUUUGUAAAUGUGUAGUUCUCUGUUGGUUGGUUGUAUUGAUUGUAUAUUGGUUUAAAUACAUUUUGAAUUCAACGUU
Messenger RNA from Coregonus clupeaformis (lake whitefish), 1677 nucleotides. RefSeq names its product protein phosphatase 1 regulatory subunit 14A-like. The record is from RefSeq and is a predicted model, not a curated record. Gene Ontology annotation, biological process: regulation of phosphorylation. NCBI's taxonomy places the organism in Eukaryota, Metazoa, Chordata, Actinopteri, Salmoniformes, Salmonidae. The coding region runs from base 100 to 543 and encodes 147 amino acids. Gene Ontology annotation, cellular component: cytoplasm. Gene Ontology annotation, molecular function: protein serine/threonine phosphatase inhibitor activity. The transcript has 4 exons.